Messenger RNA from Physella acuta, 1602 nucleotides. RefSeq lists its product as uncharacterized. Lineage: Eukaryota; Metazoa; Mollusca; Gastropoda; Physidae. The record is from RefSeq and is a predicted model, not a curated record.
GCUGUAACUUUAUGUUCCCAGUGUGUGUAGACACGCUUUUAAUGUUAAAAUAAAAUGUAUUUCAGUUUCAAGUAGGAGAUUAUAAAAUUAAUUUGGUUACACGGGUGUUGAAAUUAUCAUGAGGGCUGUGAUCAAAGUAUCCCUUGUGGCCUUAGGUCUGGGUCUGAGCUUUAUGUUGGUCAACUAUUGCAUCACAGCGGUCGAUAGAUUCAGCUUGGAGAAGCAAGUCGUCGACAGAGAGAUUGCCGAGCUUCAGAAGUCUCUCUACGACGAAGACAAGGACGCCCCCUCCAUCACCAUCGUGACCUUGUUCAUCAACCUUGGCAGUUUAAAGAAGGGCGGCGGCUCCAACUACAACACCCCGGACAAGUAUAAAAAAUGGAUGAUCACGUGGGGCUGGCUGACCAAUCACGUCGUAGCUUUUAUCGAAGAUGAUGAAACAAUAGAGUAUUUUAAACAAAUCCGUUCCCAACAGCCCGCCCACAGGACUGUGAUUGUGAAAGUCAACAGAUCCCAGUUGGACGCCUUCAAGAACCUGGAGAGGAUCAAACAAAUCUACAGCAACAGCUCCUACCCCAAACAUUCACCCAACACCAUCAACGCCAACUACAGCUGCGCCAUGAGUGCCAAAUAUGACGUCAUGACCAUGGCACUGGACAUGGGACUGGUCAAGACAAAAUAUCUGGCAUGGAUGGACAUUGGUCUGUUUAGAAAUCUCCUGGAAGAGAAAAUGAAACCAAAAAACAACAGCUUCACCAUGGAGGUCCCAGCAGACUUCAACAGCAGUCGAGUGGGGGUUACCCAGGUCGUGCCCAGACAGGCCAUGGAGCGACACAGUCCCUGGGAGUUCAUCAGACACAACCACGUCUGGGUUGCGGGGGGUCACGUGAUGGGCACUCACGAGGUCAUCCGCACGUUCAUCACGUCGUACAAAUAUGUAUCCCAGGAGCUGAUCAAGGCCGGCAUGUCCAGCACUGACCAGCAGGUGAUUGGAGCCAUGUACUCACCUCAGUUCCGGCACCUGCAGAAGGUGGACGUGCAAACGUACUCAUGCGUGAACGGACAGUUUGGGCUACACAACAGUGACGCCUUGUACUUUUGUCUGAGUUAUAUUUGCAAGGAGGCGGGCGAGAGGGCUAAAAAUAGAACUUCUGUUUUGUAAGAAAGGGUAGUGCUUACGGUGAAAGAAAUAAGCGUAUUUCGUUUACUGACUGUCGAGGAUAUAAACACUGAUUAUUCACUCCACCAUUAGACUAAAAUGUUUUAUUAUUGAUUUGAUAAUAAUAAAUGCAGGGAAACAAAUUGGAUUCAUUAAUUAUGAUAACAAUGUAACUAACAUGUUGCCUAGGAUAUUUUUCAGAUCGAUAUACAAAUAUAUCUUUGUUUUGCAUUUGCAUUAAUAUUGUUAACAGUACUGCUGUUUUUAUUUAAAAUCUGCAAGGCCUAAACUUCCUUGAUAAAAUAUUAUUUCUGUACCACGCAAGAUGCUAGGUCGCUUAGGUAACUUAACAGCAGGAAGCCAUGAUUAGUAUCACCGUUGUGAAGUUUUGGUUAUCAGCUACUAUUGUCUUUCCUUCAGCCACAUUAGCACACACACACACA